AUGACAUCCCAUCCACCAACCCCUCGAAAUGCAGAGACAGCAUUUAUCUCUGGCCCUGUCGACACAGGCCCAGAUAACACCUACUUCCACACCCACUACGUACCCCGGAUCAAUGCGGCCAUCGACCGAGGACAUCGCUUCGUGAUCGGCCCCGUCACUGGCGUAGACAGGGCCGCCUUGGACUAUCUCCUUGCGUAUCCUAUCCCUCCAUCACACAUCACGAUCUUCGUGACUCCGACUGAGAACAUCUUGAUGGGCGAUGAAUUCCGCGCUCGUGCAGUCAAUGUACAUGUUGUCGAUGGCGGUUUGAACAUGACAACUCGGGAGCGCGAUGCGGCGAUGACGAGGGCUAGUUCUUAUGAUAUUCUCCGGUGGAGGUCGAGGGCGGAGUCGAGGGAGUUCUACGGACAGUUGUACAGGGAAGGGUAUGUUACGAAUACGGAGAUGAAUUGGAGGCGGCGGAGAGGAAUUAGUGAGACGGAAAUCGUGAGGGAAGAAGAUGUGUUUCACCUACACAGUGCAAGUUAA
Messenger RNA from Aspergillus nomiae NRRL 13137, 528 nucleotides. RefSeq lists its product as uncharacterized. The record is from RefSeq and is a predicted model, not a curated record. The transcript has a single exon. The coding region runs from base 1 to 528 and encodes 175 amino acids. NCBI's taxonomy places the organism in Eukaryota, Fungi, Ascomycota, Eurotiomycetes, Eurotiales, Aspergillaceae.